Molecule: messenger RNA, 267 nt
Organism: Castor canadensis (American beaver)
Lineage: Eukaryota; Metazoa; Chordata; Mammalia; Rodentia; Castoridae
Source: RefSeq, a predicted model, not a curated record
AUGAGGUAUGGAGCAUGGUAUCUGAACACCAACUUGUGGAAAAGGCAAAGAGCAGAUGAACCUUUGGUUGACCCCAAGGUCGCAUGGAAAGCCCACACUAAGGAUUUUGAAAAGGAGCUACAAGCACAGGAGGAGUUACUUACACACCUUAAGGAUUUCAUUGCAAGCAGAGGAUACAGGAUGCCCAAGUUCCUUGAGAAGAUGUAUAUUGGGAAGAAAGGUAAAUCUGAAUAUAAUAAGACUCCUAAAAAACUCAGUCAAGCGUAG